AUGGGACUUCUGCACGUUGCCAUUGCCCUCGUGCCACUUUCGUGGAUGGCCUCUAAUCUUUGGGCGCUUUACCUCAACUACCAAGCUGCCCGUGCAUCGGGCUUGCCAAUUUUGAUAUGCCCGUUCGACCCAGAGAAUGUAUUCUAUAUGAUCAUUAGCGUCCCCCUGAGACCGGUGUUUGAGCGCAUCUUGCCCGCGGCUUUCUACGACGCAAUCAAAGUCACUAUAUUCGGCUGGGAGUUCAGGGACAAACAUGAUCUCCACGAUAGGCUUGGACCUGCCUUUAUUCUUGUUACGCCUGCCAUAAAUCAGCUUCAGUGUGCAGAUCCCGCCAUGGCGCAAGAGAUACUUGCACGGAGGAAGGAUUUUGUCCAGUCACCUACAGCAUCCAAGGUUAUGAAUUUUUUAGGGGAAAAUAUCGUCACGGUUGGUUGCCUUUCCUUUAGUGCUGAUGGAGAAUCCUGGUCAAGACAACGUCGCAUCGUUGCACCGAGCUUGAACGAGCGAAUCAGUCAAGUCGUCUGGAAGGAAAGCGCGGAACAAGCAAGCCAGAUGGCCGGUUUCAUGCUUGCCAUGCCCAAAGGCGAGUCACGCGACACCAUCGAAGGACUUCGCGUUAUUGCCAUCAACGUUCUCGGCCAAGUUGUUUAUGGCCAGCCGAAGCCCUUUGGACCCAUGGAGCUACCUAGGGACCCAGAUUCGAGCAUGUCAUAUGUCGAUGCGAUCUCGUUGUGCAUAGAACAGCUUGUUGUGGCUGCUCUGGUACCAGCAAGACUCCUGCGCUUGCCAGUGAUGCCCAAAACACUACAGACGGUUGGGGCGGCACUGCACAAUCUUCCGAAUCUUACCAAGAAUAUGCUGCAUCAGGAACGGCGACGGACUGCCUCAGGAGCUGGCGCCCCUGAUAAUAUCAUGAGUAUGCUCGUUCGCCUGUCAGACCAAGAGAAGGUCAAGGGGCAUGACGAGCUACUUGGUAGAGCAAGUCAAUAUCUCACGGAGGAUGAAGUUGCAGGAAACUUGUUUGUCUUUACUGCAGCGGGCUUUGAUACAACUGCCAACACCAUGGCCUAUGCUGUCACCCUGCUCGCCGCAUACCCUGAAUGGCAAUUAUGGAUACAGGAUGAACUGGACCUCGUCCUGGGUGCCGACAAACGAAGCGAUGUGCCCGAGUAUUCCACGACUUUCCCGAAACUAACGAGAUGCUUGGCCUUGAUGGUAACUCACCUCCCGCCUCGAGCUUGUCUGUCGACCGAGCUAAUCGUCUCGAUACUAGAUUGA
Fusarium falciforme is the source of this 1278-nucleotide messenger RNA. RefSeq lists its product as hypothetical. The transcript has 3 exons. Gene Ontology annotation, molecular function: heme binding; oxidoreductase activity, acting on paired donors, with incorporation or reduction of molecular oxygen; monooxygenase activity. The record is from RefSeq and is a predicted model, not a curated record. Lineage: Eukaryota; Fungi; Ascomycota; Sordariomycetes; Hypocreales; Nectriaceae. The coding region runs from base 1 to 1278 and encodes 425 amino acids.